Messenger RNA from Rhodotorula toruloides NP11, 1563 nucleotides. Its product is annotated as MFS transporter, pantothenate transporter. Gene Ontology annotation, molecular function: pantothenate transmembrane transporter activity. The transcript has 17 exons. The coding region runs from base 1 to 1563 and encodes 520 amino acids. Gene Ontology annotation, cellular component: plasma membrane. Lineage: Eukaryota; Fungi; Basidiomycota; Microbotryomycetes; Sporidiobolales; Sporidiobolaceae. Gene Ontology annotation, biological process: pantothenate import across plasma membrane. The record is from RefSeq and is a predicted model, not a curated record.
AUGCGCUGGCUCAGUCGCACCCGCAACCUCGUCUGGCCAGAGCCAAAGGACCCGCUCGAACGAUCCCUCCUCCGAAAGGCAGACGCCCUCAUCCUCUCCUACCUCUGCCUCAACUUCUGCAUCAACUAUCUCGACAGGGUCAAUUUCAUCAAUGCAUACGUAUCGGGAAUGGGGACCGCCCUGCACAUGAAAGGCCGCGAAUACAAUGCCGUCAUCGCCUGCUUCACAGCCGGCUUCGCCAUCGCCCAAAUCCCGCAAAACCUCCUCCUCCUCCUCAUCCCGCCACGGUACCUCUUCCCCCUCAACGGAGUCGUGUGGGGAGUAUUGACGGCUGCAGGAGCGGGAGCGACAAAGGUCCAGCAUCUCUAUGUGAUCAAGUUCUUCCAGGGAAUGGCGGAAUGCUCGACCUUCAUCGGCGCGCACUACAGCCUUGGCUCAUGGUACCGUCCCAGCGAAAUCGGCCGCCGCGCAGCCCUCUUCUCCGCCUCGGCCCAAAUCGCAUCCAUCUUCUCCGGUUCGCUCCAGAGCGCGCUGUAUACGAAUUUGGAUGGAGCGUGCGGGUUGGAGGGGUGGCAGUGGCUGUUUAUCGUUUGCGGGAUCAUCACGGUCCCCAUCGCACUCUUCGGCAUCUACUCGUUCCCCGACACGCCUCUCCGCACUCGCUCCUCGCUCUUCACUCCGCAAGAACGCGCACUCGCGAUCGCCCGUCUUUCACACCCUUCUCGCGCGCAGAAGACGGCAGGAGGAGGGGUGGAUUGGACGCUGGUGAGGAGGGUAUUGGGUAGGUGGGAGCUGUGGGGAUUGGCGUUGGUUUGGACCGCCGGCGGCGCACUCGAGUCGUACUCCUCAUGGGGCAUCAUGCCCCUGUGGAUGAAAGCCCAGCGCACGCAGCAGGGGAAGCCGAGGUAUACCGUUGCCGAGCUGAACCAUCACCCGCUUGGGAUGCCGGCGGUCGCUAUUGCGGCGCUGUUGGGCACUAGGAGUUUGCGGGAACAGGCGAUAGGGACGGACCGAAGGACACAAGACCGCUACGCCGUCAACCUCGUCGUCGCACUCGCCGUCCUCGUAUCAAGCUUGAUCGUCCUCAUCUCCGGCCUCAGACCUGUUGGAGCCGUGUCGAGGGGUGCGGUGUACUUUGCUUUCUACCUCUCUGCCGUCUCGUUUGCGGGGCAGAUGAGCAACUUUGCGUGGGCGAACGAGUUGUUGAGGGACGAUGAGGAGGCGAGGAGUGUCGUGCUGGCGGGGAUGAACGUCAUCAGCUACGCAUUCAACGCUUGGUUCCAAAUCGCCUUCUUCCCCGCCUCCGCCUCACCCGCCUUCACGCGCGGCUCGUCUCUCAUCAUCGCCUUCUGUCCUUUAUUGGCGCUGUUCACGAUGGGUGUGAGGGGGUUGCAAGUUCGGACGGAGCGGAGACGGGCGAGGGAUAGGGAGGGAGUGGUGGAGGAGGAGGUGGAGGAGAAGGGAGGGGAGAUGGGGGAGGGGAAGAGACCGGGGACGGGGACGACGGUUGUGGGAGAGGUGGAGCGGGAGGGGGAGGAGGAUGGGAAAGAGGUAGAGCGCUAG